AUGACGGAUUUACCUUCAGGGCAAUGGUGUGGCGGGCGGUGGUCUGGGAUGAUCGUCGACCCCGUUAUCACCCGCGGCCGAUGUCUUGCCUCUGGCUCAGGGCGGCACUCCGUUGAGAAGAUCAUGCUCAACUAUGGUGCAAACCAGCGUAACAGUUCCUGCCAUGAUCCGCUCCCCGACCCUCUGCUGGAAGCCGACGAAGACGCUUUUCCCGAAUCAAGUUUGCAGGAACAGAUUGAUGAGAGCACGCAGCUCGUCAAUCCUCAUGCCGUUCUUGCGCACGCACGUGUAAGCAAAAAGAACGUUGCUGGUGCCCAGCUGUACCACGGCCAGCAGCUCGUCGCGGUCAAACGACGUCGCCAGGCCGCCCGGGACUUGGUUGUACGGGCCGGCCGCCGAGCGGCAGGCCCGGCAGCCAUGGUCGCUGUCAUGUGGCAGCACAUCGUGGAACUUGUGUGAGUUUGUACGAGCUUGUGCAGACGAAGAAUCCGCCGUUGGUUAGUACAAGGGAAUAUCUGGAGGGUUCAAAGUUAUUCCUUCCUUGUGUACUCGUCUGGUCGCGUGAUGCCCGCAGACGGGCGAACGAUGCUGGUCAGUGGUGCGUCAGUUGUGGAUGACCGCAGCAAUGAAAAUGCCGUUGGCAUGCGUAUUUUGGAGGAUCUUUCGAGCGCCAGGGUUCAUGGCUA
Pyricularia oryzae 70-15 is the source of this 686-nucleotide messenger RNA. RefSeq lists its product as uncharacterized. The transcript is spliced from 4 exons. Lineage: Eukaryota; Fungi; Ascomycota; Sordariomycetes; Magnaporthales; Pyriculariaceae. The coding region runs from base 1 to 459 and encodes 152 amino acids. The record is from RefSeq and is a predicted model, not a curated record.